This is a messenger RNA of Caenorhabditis angaria, 462 nucleotides long. NCBI's taxonomy places the organism in Eukaryota, Metazoa, Nematoda, Chromadorea, Rhabditida, Rhabditidae. The record is from the annotation of a GenBank genome assembly.
AUGGAGGGAAGGGAAUCGAAUCGACUCGAAUCGGUUCGAAUCGACUCGAAUCGGUUCGAAUCGACUCGAAUCGGUUCGAAUCGGUUCGAAUCGGUUCGAAUCGACUCGAAUCGGUUCGAAUCGACUCGAAUCGACUCGAAUCGACUCGAAUCGGUUCGAAUCGGUUCGAAUCGACUCGAAUCAAGCGGGUAGCUAACAAGAGUCAAGCGGGUAGCUAACAAAAAUUUUUUCGAAUCGGUUCGAAUCGACUCGAAUCGGUUCGAAUCGACUCGAAUCGGUUCGAAUCGACUCGAAUCGGUUCGAAUCGGUUCGAAUCGGUUCGAAUCGACUCGAAUCGGUUCGAAUCGGUUCGAAUCGGUUCGAAUCGACUCGAAUCGGUUCGAAUCGACUCGAAUCGACUCGAAUCGGUUCGAAUCGGUUCGAAUCAAGCGGGUAGCUAACAAGAGUCAAGCGGGUAGCUAA